This is a messenger RNA of Corvus hawaiiensis (hawaiian crow), 2077 nucleotides long. RefSeq names its product zinc finger protein 436-like. Lineage: Eukaryota; Metazoa; Chordata; Aves; Passeriformes; Corvidae. The coding region runs from base 1005 to 1781 and encodes 258 amino acids. The transcript is spliced from 2 exons. The record is from RefSeq and is a predicted model, not a curated record.
AGUUGAACGUGGUUCAGUAUAGUCCCAGUCACAUCCCAUAUGACCCCAGUCCUUCCCAGCAUGGUCCCAGUCAUGCCCUGUUGCCCUCAGUGUAGCCCCAUUUCUCCCCACCAUGGUCCCAAGUGUUCCCAUUGUGGUUCCAGUCGUUCCCAGUAUGGUUGACAGACACUCCCAGUAUAUCCCAGCUGCCCUCAGCAUGCUCCUAGUCAUUCCCAGUCACUCCCAGUGGCCCUAGUAAGGUUCCAGUUAUCCCAGUACAAACCAGUCACUGCCAGUGGUGCCACUGCUGGCAUCCCCCAGCCCUCUCUGCGUUCCCCCUCGCGGCUCUCCAGGCUCUCGAGAGGAGCCCCAAGGGCUGCAAGUCCCCAGCCAGGGUCCCCAGCAAGGCCCAGUUUGGAUCUGCAGCCCCCAAUGUUCCCAGUUUCCCUCUCCUUUUCCCCGGGCCGGGUUCCCCCGCCCCCAGCGGGUGGGAGCAGCCGAGAGCCCCGCGCUGCCCAUCCCGACCUGUCCCGGCUCCAUCCCCGCUGCUCCCGCAGGCUGCGAGGGGCUCGGGAACGGGGCAGGAGGAGGAGGAGGAGGGAUGGGAGAGGACCCUCAACAGCCUGGAGAGGGGCAGGGGGGACUCCUUGGAGCCCAUCACCCCCAGCAUUCCUAAGUGGGGAGAUGGAAGAGGGGGGAGCUUUUUGGAUUCCUGGGACUCCCAGCAGCCUGGGGAGGGCGGGGACCAAGUAGAGAGGGGGACCCCCAAUACAAGCGUGACCCCCAGCAGCUGGGACAGGGGGGAACCCCGAACACCAAAGGGGAGGGGCCAGAGACAGGGAACUCCUGGGAGGCUUUUCCUGAGCAGGUUUUUAUGGACACACGAUGCCUGGUGGCUUCUAGAGAUGGACUUGGGCAGAGGGACCUUCAAACUCAAUGUGCUCAUCCCUUGUUUUGCCCCAGACCAGGAUUUCCCAUUCCCAAACCUUGGCCAGAUAUAGGAGGAGGCUGCGAGGAAGAGGAAGAUGCCCCGGGACCCCCAGGCAGACAAGGAGCUGAGGACGGAGCCCAGGGAGGACAAAUCCCCGCAGCAGAACCUGGUGGAAGAGGCCGUUUUGAGCAGCUCCACGGAGCAGGAAUCCAACAGGGAGGAAAAAGCGCGGAGAUCCCGCAGGAGGAGGGGCGGCAAACGCAGCCCAGGGUGCUCUGAGGAGGACAGACCAACCCUGUGCCGGGAAGGCGGCCAGAGAUCGAGCCAGAGCUCAGACCUGGUGGUCCAUGAGCAGCUUCACAGUGGGGAGAAGCCCCACAAGUGUGGGGAAUGUCGGAAGAGCUUCAGCACGAGCUCCCACCUGAUCCGCCAGCGGAGGAUCCACACUGGGGAGAAGCCAUAUGAGUGUGGGGAAUGUGGGAAGAGCUUCUGCCGGAGCACCCGCCUGAUCAUCCACCAGAUGAUCCACACAGGGGAACGGCCCUAUGAGUGUGGGGAGUGUGGGCAGAGCUUCAACACGAGCUCCACCCUGAUCGUCCACCAGCGUAUCCACACGGAUGAGAGGCCCUACGAGUGUUCCGAGUGUGGGAAGAGGUUUCAGACCAGCUCCACUCUCCUCCUGCACCAGCGGAUUCACACAGAGGAGAGGCCCUUCCGCUGCCCCGACUGCAGGAAGGGCUUCAGGGACAAAUCCCACCUCGUCAGGCAGCGGCGCAUCCACACCGGGGAGAGGCCCUACGAGUGUCCCCAGUGUGGGAAGAGCUUCUCCAGGAGCUCUCACUUGACCAGACACCAAUGGAGGCACCGGUAAGGGAAGCCCUGCGAGUGCCCUGACUGCAGGAAGAGCUUCAUCCUCUACUCCAACUUCAUCCCCCAGCAGAGGACCCACGUUUGGCAGAGCCCUGGUGACCCACAUUCCCCGUGAUCCAGUUUGGGAAGAGCCCUGGCUGGUGCUCUCCACGUCCUCCUGGAUCCCCGUAGGCACCUGGGUGAAUGCAGGGGCUGGAACAUCCAUCGGGACUCUGACUGAAAUCGGAAAUUCAUUGGGAAGAGCUGAUUUGUUGAGUUUAUGGCCCAAAAAUUCUCUGCUCUGUCCAGUUGUUUCUU